CGUUAGUGUUCGAGAGAUCGCUCUCCGUUGUUGACAGAUGAUAAUUUGACGUUAGCCGCACAGGUUGCUUUGUUUUGCUGCGAAGAUGCUGCGGCUCGAGAUCGUUUCAUUCCGUGUUGUGCUGUUUCUUGCCUUUCUCUGCACUGCUAAGGCCGGACUACCGCUGGUGGCGACUACUUGGGGGUUCACCAAUGCCACUUUGAGAGCAUACCAAUCCCUGACGGUGGGAGAGUUUGAUCCGAUCGAGGCGCUGGUGGAGGGAUGCAGCGUGUGCGAGCGGGAGCAGUGCGAUGGGACGGUCGGGUUCGGUGGCAGCCCGGACGAGAACGGCGAAACGACGCUGGACGCGAUGCUGAUGGACGGGAAGACGAUGGACAUCGGGGCGGUGGCGGCGUUGCGCGACGUGAAGCAUGCAGCCGAGGUGGCCAAGUAUGUGCUGCGGAACACCAGGCACACGCUGCUUGCCGGCAGCCAGGCGACGGACUUUGCCGUCAUGAUGGGCUUCAAGCGAGAGUCGCUCCAAACGGACGCGUCCAAGAGUAUGUGGAGCGCGUGGAAGAAUAAUCACUGUCAGCCAAACUUUUGGAAGAACGUGAUUCCUUCUCCAUCAAUGUCUUGUGGUCCGUAUGAACCAGUGUCCGCCAACUCCGUCCAACCGGACCUUACCGCAGAGCUUUCUUCCGAUCGAUCUGGGUAUGAUUUCGGACAAUACAACCACGAUACGAUUAGCAUGAUCGUAAUUAACGAAGAAGGACACGUGGUGGCAGGAACGUCAACGAACGGAGCACGCCAUAAGAUCCCCGGCCGGGUGGGAGACUCCCCAAUACCGGGGGCAGGAGCGUACGCAGACGCCGAAGUGGGGGCAGCAGUAGCCACCGGGGAUGGAGACGUUAUGAUGCGCUUUUUACCUUCCCUGCUGGCCGUGGAGGCGAUGCGUAAUGGUGUCGAUCCAACUGAGGCUGGACAGCAGGCGAUUGCAAGAAUUGCCAAGUACUAUCCAUCGUUCGUCGGAGGGAUUGUCGUUGUGACGAAGGAAGGGAGGUAUGGGGCUGCUUGCCAUGGGAUGAACGAGUUCCCAUACUCGGUGGCCGAUGGCACCGAAGCCAAUGGAGCCGUGCGUGUACUAACCGUCAAAUGCUAACCGGUAUAAAGGGAUUAAAGGAGGAAUUACAUUCGCUACAACAUCGAGUACGACUAAUCGUGCCAAGCCGGAAUCCACCCCUAAAGUUCGAGCAGCAAUUAAUACAAUCAUAAUAAAAUUAUCGUCAUCAAAAUUUUAAAUCCACUUUACGGUCGCGUUGAUCCGGGGCGAUUAUGUUGUAUUCAUUACAAGGCGAUAGCCUGACACCGGCGAUAACUUUUAACAGACGCGGUAACGUGCGGGCAGGCGAAAUCAUCAAUCGUAAUCCAAUAAAAGGAUCCACCUUCGGGGCUUGUUUUGAGCAAUCCGGCUCGAGCACACGCGACACGAUGGGCUUUCUCGUCUUGUCGGUGUCGACGUUGUCGCUCGUCUUGGAGCAGACGGGCAAACAAUCCUUUGUGUCCCGGUUCUGGAGUAACCCAAAUGCACUGAGGCAGCACACCAGUCUCCCAGGCUCUAUCCCAUUCUGUAGUGUGUGCAGAGACUAUGGUCCAUAUCUUCGUUUUUUUUUUUUGUUUAAGGCAAGCAUACCAAACAUGCACUCGCUCAGCGAAAUAUAAACAUCGAAAUCUGUGUUGAAUGUGUUGAAAAUAGGGAU
Messenger RNA from Anopheles merus, 1739 nucleotides. Its product is annotated as N(4)-(Beta-N-acetylglucosaminyl)-L-asparaginase. Gene Ontology annotation, cellular component: lysosome. The transcript is spliced from 3 exons. Lineage: Eukaryota; Metazoa; Arthropoda; Insecta; Diptera; Culicidae. Bases 86 to 1141 code for a protein of 351 amino acids. Gene Ontology annotation, biological process: protein deglycosylation. Gene Ontology annotation, molecular function: N4-(beta-N-acetylglucosaminyl)-L-asparaginase activity. The record is from RefSeq and is a predicted model, not a curated record.